CAAGAUCAGCUGGGUUGUUGCCAUAGUUAGUGCGUGCAUGAAUUUACUGAUUCUGAUACCGAUGAAAGUCAGCGGUCUGAUUUUUGUAGAGAUCCUGGAUCGGUACCACGUCGGCAGAAACCUGGCUGGCUAUCCAACGUUUACUAUUACUCUGAUGCGAUGCACAACCGGACCGUUUGUCGGAUACUUUUCGGAGAGAUUUGGAAUGAACCAAGUGAUGAUACUUGGAAGCAUUUUGUCGGCCGCAGGAAUAUCAGCCUGCUUCUUCGCUGAAGAUAUCGCAGUAGUGAUUGUUUUCUUAGGAGUCAUUCAUGGAUAUUUUAGAGACACAGUGGGAUCUUACUCUUGGCUGUAUCACACAAUAGCAGUGGUGUCGGUGAUUUGCGGAGCUCUUUCAGCCUUGAUCCCGGUGCUUGCCAGGAUAAGAGACGGAAAAAGGGAAAAGAAAAGAACAAGUUGAAAAUGCUACGAAUCAUUCAAGGCAAAUAUUUAUGCAGCAUCGUCGUAGUUUAAAAGUUAAACUGUUCAAAAAGUAAAGUAUUCUAGUUGGAAAAAAUAUGAUAAAAUUAGCACGGAAGACAAUUUCGAAUUUGAAGUUUAAAUUCUUUCAAAUGAAAUUUAAAAUAGAAUUCAGGUUAUUUCUGAA
Messenger RNA from Argiope bruennichi, 646 nucleotides. RefSeq lists its product as uncharacterized. The record is from RefSeq and is a predicted model, not a curated record. NCBI's taxonomy places the organism in Eukaryota, Metazoa, Arthropoda, Arachnida, Araneae, Araneidae. The coding region runs from base 38 to 460 and encodes 140 amino acids. The transcript has 3 exons.